Molecule: messenger RNA, 1599 nt
Organism: Phlebotomus papatasi
Lineage: Eukaryota; Metazoa; Arthropoda; Insecta; Diptera; Psychodidae
Gene: heix
Product: ubiA prenyltransferase domain-containing protein 1 homolog
Exons: 2
Coding region: 348-1361 (337 amino acids)
Biological process (GO): menaquinone biosynthetic process; vitamin K biosynthetic process
Cellular component (GO): endoplasmic reticulum; Golgi membrane
Molecular function (GO): prenyltransferase activity
Source: RefSeq, a predicted model, not a curated record
AGCCGGGGUGACGAACAAACACGAGAAAGCGACUCUGAUGAAACGGGCUGACGUCGACUGGACAGAAUGAGAAUAUUGUGAUUUUCAGUGCUGAUCCGGCGAGUGUUUGUGACAAACGGUGCUCUAGUGCUUGCAGUAGUCUGUCCUGACCUGCCUGAGUUGGUGCUGGUGCCGAGAUUUGCUGCAAAAGUCCAGGAAAACACAAAGUGGAGAAGAAGUUCAUCAAAACAUAACCUCCAAUUGUGUAACUGUAUUUCUGUGGGUGUCUCUGUUUGUCCGGUGGAGAGACUCCUGGAGUGUUUGGUGUGUUGUGAAGGUCGAGCAGGAGCCUGGAGGAAGACACGGGGAUGGCAUCGUGUGUUGGUGAGGAGAUCCGGGCACCGCUCACGGUGGACACGGAGCUGACCCAGAAGGCGAAUGGGACCCAGACUCCCAGAUCACCAUCUUCUCCGGCUGCCCUCAUGAAGAUCAAGACCUAUUUGCUGGCUCUGCGUCCGUGGUCGCUUUCAGCCAGCCUCGUGCCCACAUUACUGGGCUCAGCCCUUGCAUAUCGCUCAUCGCAUGUCCACGACUUCAAUCCCUUCACCUUCCUCCUCACCCUCUUCACCAUCAUCUCCGUUCACUGUGCCGGGAAUGUCGUCAACACGUACUUCGACUUCGUCAAGGGCAUCGACAACCGCAAGUCCGACGACAGGACUCUUGUGGAUCACAUUCUGACAAAAGACGAGGUGGUGUCUCUGGGCGCUGUGCUGUAUUUGGCAGGAUGUGUUGGCUUCAUCCUAUUGGCGAUGUUUAGUCCGGCCCGAAUGGAGCACCUAGCCCUGGUUUAUUUUGGCGGAUUGAGUUCUAGUUUCCUGUAUACUGGAGGAAUCGGUCUCAAAUACAUCGCCCUCGGAGAUGUACUGAUUCUCAUCAUCUUCGGGCCUAUUUCAGUAUUAUUUGCGUUCAUGUCACAGACGGGCUAUUUUGAGUGGACCACAAUCUACUAUGCAAUCCCAUUGGCUCUCAACACCGAAGCCAUUCUCCAUAGCAACAACACGAGGGACACGGAAUCGGACAAGAAGGUAGGAAUUGUGACAUUGGCCAUUCUUAUUGGUCGAACAGCAUCACAGGUGCUGUAUGCCCUGCUCCUCUUCACACCAUACAGCAUGUUUGUUGUGCUGGCGGUGAAGUAUUCAGUGUGGUAUCUCCUGCCCCUGGUCACACUGCCACAUGCCUUCCGGAUCGAGAAGCAAUUUCGCAAUCCGACCAGCAUGCACAGCGUCCCACGACAGACGGCAAAGUUGAACCUCUUCUUUGGGCUCCUCUUUGUCCUCACGAUAUUCUGUACGCCCCAUUUGCCCUUCAUCACCAGGAAGUAACUGUACUACCCAGAGAUAUCCCUCCUUUAGCAAUUAUAAUGGCUCCCUUCCCAUCCCAAAAACUCAUCUACUCUCAUUCUUAUGAUACUUUUCAUUUUUUUUUAAAUGUUACUUUUUGUUAAAUGUAAUGUUUUCACCAAGAGCAGUUGAGAUUUUUAUUGGGAGUUUUUUUUGUCGCUGGACUCCUCAUGAAAAAAGUGAAUAGAUGGAAAAAUAUAAAAUUUACUAUAAAGAAAAA